Bombyx mandarina (wild silkworm) is the source of this 904-nucleotide messenger RNA. RefSeq names its product TBP-associated factor 8 (gene Taf8). Gene Ontology annotation, cellular component: transcription factor TFIID complex. The record is from RefSeq and is a predicted model, not a curated record. NCBI's taxonomy places the organism in Eukaryota, Metazoa, Arthropoda, Insecta, Lepidoptera, Bombycidae. Gene Ontology annotation, biological process: transcription initiation at RNA polymerase II promoter. Gene Ontology annotation, molecular function: protein heterodimerization activity.
AUGUCCGAGAUGUCAGAAAAAACUGAAACUACAUCUGAUGCUCGUCGACGUAUCUUAAACAUUGCAGUUUCUACGGUAUUAUUGGAGACCGGUUUCGAUGCUGCUGAUAAAGUUUCGUUGGAAACUUUGACUGAAAUGCUUCAAUGUUUUUUUGCAGAGGUUGGGAAUUCGGCGAAAGGAUUUUGUGAGCUAUCUGGACGGGUGGAGCCAGUGUUGGGUGAUGUUGUAAUGGCACUUAUUAACAUGGGUAUAAGCUUACAGGGUAUUGAACAAUAUGCUGCUCGUCCAAAUCGGCAUGUAAUUCAACCUCCUCAGCAAGCUCCUGCACCUCGCACCCCAGCUAUGUUGUCAGCUGGCUCUAAAGCUAAACCAGCACCACAUAUACCUUUUCAUUUGCCUCCAUUACCAGAUCCACAUGCAUACAUCAGAACACCUACUCACAAGCAACCAGUAACUGAAUAUGAAGCCAUUCGAGAGAAGGCAGCAACCCAAAAAAGAGACAUUGAACGUGCUUUGACUAAAUUCUUAGCAAAGACAAGUGAAACCCAUAAUUUAUUUAAUACAGAAGACAAUCAGGUUUUUCCAUUAAUCGCCUGUAAGCCUACGUUUCCAGCUUAUUUGCCCUGUCUUUUACCAACGGACCAAGUCUUUGAUUUUGAUGAAUUAGAAUAUCAUUUUCAAGUCGCUAAUAGAACUGAAGACUUGCCUGCUGAUAAAAAAGAUCAAUCAGACAAUGAAGGCGAAAAUGGCGCUGACAAUGAUAAUGCAAAUAUUUCACAAUCUGAAAAUCAAGAAAGUGCAUUAACAUCCAGUCCAGAGAGAAAUAAAUCUGGUGGAUAGAUUAAUUAUUUAGAUAGUAAUGUAAAUUUGUUUUAAAAUUCAAGUAUAUUUAUAAGUACAUUGA